Geodia barretti is the source of this 1469-nucleotide messenger RNA. The record is from the annotation of a GenBank genome assembly. Lineage: Eukaryota; Metazoa; Porifera; Demospongiae; Tetractinellida; Geodiidae.
AGCUAGGUGCCAUGAUGGCGUUGUGGUGGUCCAUCGCUGUUUUAUUACUAGCAUGUCAGGAGAGGCAAACGAACUACUUGAGCGAGAAUUGACGUCUCUUGACCAAGUCAACUCUUCGCUCAUGCCUGACGGAAGACCUUUCGUCAAUCCUUUCUUUUCUUACAGAGGAGGUGUUCAGCUUUACAUGGCAAUACUUACUCAACCUGAUAUCCCGCCAUUCAAAGAGAAUGUACUGGACGAGGUGUUUCUUGACCUGGAGAGAACGCUGGGUGGUGGAGAGUGCUCCGCAGUGGAUGUAGUUGGAGUGAGUGGAAGACUGAGUGCCACUGUUUCGUUCACAGUGGACUGCUACACUGGGUACAGCGGAGACGACUGCAGCUGUAGAGGAGACAAGAUGUGUGAAUCCACUGGAGCUACUUUGAACUGUACAACAUCCACUGCAACUGAAUCCACCUCUACACCAUCUCCUAGUGGCUCUGAACCAAGCAUUGAACGACCAACGGUCGGUGCGUUAAACUCGACAGAGGCCAGCGAGACAUCCCUGCUGCUGCCAGUAGCAGCCGCCGGUGGAGGAGUGGUUGUGAUUCUAGGGGUCCUGAUACUAGUGGUGACUAUCAUCCUCGUGUACAGGCGAAGGCGAUACAGGAAGAUGUACCGACUCAAUCUCAGUGCUCUGACAGUAGAGUCCCCAAAGUUAACUCCCACCAUCCCACCAAAUGAUGUCGUGGAUAAUGAUGGAGUCACAUACUCUUCUGUUGUUCAUGAAAACAGCACUGGCCACCACAAUGAAGGGUACGGAGAGGAGAAGGUGGACCUGUCUAAACUACCAAAGGGUGUUCAAUAUGUCCAGGUGGACCAUGACAGAGCCACCUACAGCACAUUUAGGGCACCAGGACAUCAGAAACGCAAGCCUCCUCCACCAAACACACCCAUUCAGUACACCACUGUCAGGAUAGAACAGCCUCACAAGUAUGUUAAUGUUCCACGUCCCAAGCCGAGAAGGAACCUGCCACGAACAGAGCAGAAUCUUUACUCCACAGUUCCACCUGGCACUCGCAUAGCCCCCACCAAUCAGUAAUAGAAGACAGCAAUACGUACAAUACUUCACACUCACACGCAGCUGACUGUAGUAUCGUAGUAUAAUCACCUCAAUUAUCUCAAUGUGUGUUAAAUGAGUCACCAUGUGAUUUUUUUUACAGAAAGCAGGUCAUUAUGACAUUAUAAUAAUAGGGGUCUCUCUCUAGUCGAGGACUAUGGAGGGGAGGAACUGAUCCUGUUGCCAUGGCCUCUGUUGGGCCAGACGCAGCCUCAGACGGUGGGGGAUGUUGGCGGGCUUCACGCCGUAGGCGGUGAGUAUGAGAAGAAACGGGAGCUGGAGGCUCUGCGGGAUCUGGCUUAUGUCGGCAAACGUGUUCACACGGUCCUCGCUCCGGUUCUGCUGCUGGGUGUAGAACCUGUAGUAGGCCCUC